Brenthis ino (lesser marbled fritillary) is the source of this 1410-nucleotide messenger RNA. Lineage: Eukaryota; Metazoa; Arthropoda; Insecta; Lepidoptera; Nymphalidae. The record is from the annotation of a GenBank genome assembly.
AUGUCUACAAAGAAGUUUAGUAGUGUAAUUUGGAAUUAUUUUGUGAUAAUAAAUGAUGAAUGUGCAAAGUGUAAAAUUUGUGAUGGAAAGUAUUCUCGUAAGGGUAAAGGCACAACUUCCUUAAAAAAUCAUUUACAAAGAAAACAUCCUCAAGAAUAUAAAUUAUUCUUUAAAGAAGACUCUGCUAAGAAGAGUAUCGACGAAAUAUCACGGCCGGGAACAUCUUCACAAACGGUAAAAAGAGAAUUUAAACAAACUUUUUUUAAAGAAUACAUGGAAAAAGCUAAAAUGUGGGAUAAUACAAACCACAAAUCUAUAAAAAUAGACUAUUUGAUUGCUGAAAUGUUAGCUUUAUCAGAUCUACCUUUUCAACACGUAGAAGAAUUAGGGUUCCGCCGAUUGAUGGACCAUAUUGUUCCAAAUUAUGUUUUAAAAGGUAGAAAGUAUUUUACGGACCUUGUUUGUAGUGAGCUGUACGAUAAAGUGUCAUUAAAAAUAAAAGACAUGUUACAAGAUUUUGAAAAAGUUUCCUUCACGUCAGAUAUCUGGUCUGACUCUUCAUCAGGAGUUUCAUUGUUAUCCUUAACAUGUCAUGGUAUUACUAAAGAUUUUCAACGAAAACAUAUCGUUUUGAAAGCGGAAGUUCUUGAAGAACGUCACACGGGAGAUUAUAUUUCGGAAAUAUUUCAAAGUAUGUUAGAAGAAUGGGGAAUUUUGAAACAAAAUGUGCACUGUAUGGUAAGAGAUGGGGGAUCCAAUAUGAAGCGCGCCUGUUAUUUAUCUGAAGUACAUAGUAUCGACUGUACAGCACAUCAGUUACAUUUGGUGGUUAAAAAUGCAAUACAAAAAGUUAAUGAAAUUUCCAUAUUACUUACAAAAUGUAGGAAAAUUGCUGGACAUUUCAAUCAUUCCACGAUGGCAAAGCAAGAAUUAGAAAAAAUACAAGUUCGACUCAAUCAAAAAGUUCUAAAAGUUUUGCAAGACUCACCAACACGCUGGAAUUCCAGCUAUUAUAUGUUGGAAAGACUUGAUUGCAUCAAGGAGUCGUUGUCGCUUUAUUCUUCUAAUAAUAAAAUAGAACAAUUUGAUGCCGAUGACUGGAUUUUAAUUCAAGAAUUAAUAAAAGUGCUGAAGCCUUUGGAAGACACUACAAAAAAAUUAAGCUCACAAAACACGUGUAUAUCUGACGUUAUUCCUCUAGUACGAGCAUUGAAUAAAAUCUAUGACGAGAAAAAUAUGCAUAUUAGUGACAUUAGUGUAUCCGCAGUUGUGACCUUUGUGUCUGCUUUGAAGAAUGAAUUAGAGUAUCGUUUUUCUGAAAUUGAUAAAAAUGUUUUGUAUCAAGUAGCCACAUUUUUAGACCCACACUACAAAGGGAAAUUCUUCAGUGAGAUUCUCAUAAAAGAAAUA